Molecule: messenger RNA, 1188 nt
Organism: Rotaria socialis
Lineage: Eukaryota; Metazoa; Rotifera; Eurotatoria; Philodinida; Philodinidae
Source: the annotation of a GenBank genome assembly
AUGAAGUAUUUCGUCUCGCUGGUUAUUGUAGCAGUAUUCACGAUCAUUUCCGUCGGUACAUUACCGCAGAACGUAGGUGAACCUAUAAUGCAUUUCUCAGGAAACACCAGUGGUGCUAAUCCACAAAGUAGUUUAAUUGAAGUGGGCAAUACAGGCAUACUCUACGGUGUCACACGAAAUGGAGGUAAUACGUCAGAUGAUCUAGGAGUAAUUUACCGUAUUGAUACGACCUUAAACAACACAUUCACAGCUGUACACCAAUUCACAGACAUCACUGGCUGUCACCCAAUAUCAUCACUGGUCUUUGCUAACGAUCUUUCUCUGUUCGGCAGUACAAUUCGUUGUAGCCAGUUUGGCUAUGGGAAUAUAUUCCGGUACAAUCUUUCUAAUCAUAUAUUCAAUGUUAUCUAUGAAUUUGCGGAUAUAGCUAAUCCAAAUAGUUUGUUUCUAGACAAUGACAGUGGACUACUAUAUGGUACAGCAGAUGUUGGCUCUUCAACUUUCUAUGGAUCUGUUUUUACGAUUGAUGUUAGACAUGAAAUACCGUCAACAACGUUUAAACAAUUAUUUUCUUUCAAUUACGGUACUGGUGCAUUCCCAUCGAAUUUAAUUCUAGUGAACAAUUCAUUGUACAUUAACACACAAAUAUUUGGACAGUAUGGAGCUGGCACUCUGAUAAAGAUGGAUCGAGAUGGAGAGAAUGCUAAGUUAGUUUAUGCUUUUGGUCGUGAUAAGGCACUCGGUUGUUGUCCUUGGGGACAACUUGUGUUAGUCGCUGAUGAGCAACAACAGUACUUAUAUGGUACAACAAUGGGAGCAGCAGAUUGCCCGAGUACGAUCUACCGCGUAGGAUUGACAAUGAUGACUAACCAAAUUGAACUUGUAGCAACAUUUAAUGAAACAACAGUUGGCUCAGCACCAUAUGAUGGCUUGAUUCAGAGUGUUAAUCCAUCUUUAUCGUUUGGCGUGACAUCUCAGGGAGGAAUAAAUAAUCAUGGAACAUUUUUUCGUGUAAAUGUUAGUGGCGAUGGGAGUUUAGAGAAAUUAUUUGAUUUUCCGUCAGACGAUAUGUUUGGAUAUCAGACACAAGGAGGACUGGUAGAAGUAGGAAAUAACGUAUUUUACGGUACAGCUAAUUUAGGCGGAAAAUAUGGCUUUGGAACUGUUUACAAGAUUACGAUUAGUUAG